Xyrichtys novacula (pearly razorfish) is the source of this 3405-nucleotide messenger RNA. The record is from the annotation of a GenBank genome assembly. Lineage: Eukaryota; Metazoa; Chordata; Actinopteri; Labriformes; Labridae.
AUGUCUUUGGAGAAGAGAAGGGUCAUGGGGGACUCGCGGACUGACUCAGGGGAAAAAGGUCUGAAAAGGUACGUACUUAGAAUAAUUAAUACAGACUAAAAUUUGAUUUAUACCUGAGGUUAAUAAUUAAAACUAUACAACUCUGGGACCCAAAUUGGCCCUAAAUUGCCAAGCUCAGUUUGUCGGUAUUUUGUUGGUGGGAUUGACUUCAUUAUUAAAUAAGUGUAAAAUCUUGAUGCUUAUUUAAUCUUUAUUUAAGGAGGACCUAUGUCAGAAUAUAACAUUUAAAGUAACUCAUCAUGAAAAUUUUUGGUAUUCAAUUGAACUAUUUUUGGAUUAAAUUAUUUAAACCCGGGAUAAUGGAAUGGCUCCAAUAUUGACAACCAGUAAUGGCUUUCAUUAUCUUUUUUGACACAAUGCAGAAUUUUCAAUUUUGGUACUAUCAGAAUAAACUUAAUUUAUAGCUGCCUCUCCUAUUUUUACUGAUUUAUUAGUGUACUGGGGGAUAAAGUAGACUGAGAGAGACUUCCCCUGGAAACAAUGGAAAGAGAGAGAGAACCCAGCGGUGGUUCAUGGCAAAAUGACUGGUUUGUCAGGGUGUGGUUUACAGGUUGAACAUCACAUAUAAUCAGGUAAAUUACAUGUUUGCCUCAAAUACAAGCAGGACUUGGCUCUCCAAAGGCGAACAGGUGAACUGGUGUGCACCUUUGCUCGGGCCCGACGGUGACAGAAUAAGGAACUGUUUUUCUAUGAUGGUUUAAUUGUAUACCCUGUUGAACUGGCACCAGAUAAUUAGACACGGAACAGCGGCCAACAUUUGAGGAAGCUCGAUGAAAUGACAGUUGUCGGGUUGUCAUACUUGUUACCCUGUACACUGCAGAAUUCACAAACCAUACAACAUGCUGCCACCUGUAGAGGUUCUUGGACAACCCCGUAAUUGUUAAUAAUGACAAAAAUAAUAAUGACAUGUCAUUCAUAGGCGCCAAUCAGGACACUCAACAAUCAGUGUGAGGAGGCCUGUGUAAAAUAGUGUGUUUUGAAGCGAGAUUUGAAAAUUCCCAAGGAGUCAAUGUUCCUAAUGUCUGGGGGGAGGAAGUGCCAAAGGUGGGGGGCAGAGCAAAUGAAGGCUCUGGAUCCCAUGGUCGACAGACAGGCUAGAGCAGGGGUGGACAAUCAUGUGCCAUGGAGGGUUGAGAGGCUGCAGGUUUUCUUUCCAGCCCAAAACUCCACCAGGUGAUUUCAUUGAUUAGUCCCUGCUCUCUGCUUGGAGGUAAGGUAAUCAAUGAAAUCACCUGGUGGAGUUUUGGGUUGGAAAGAAAACCUGCAGCCUCUCGGCCCUCCAUGGCACAUAGUUGCCCACCCCUGGGCUAGAGGCACAACGAGUCUGAUGGAAGUCCGGGUGGUAGUGUUGAUGUGGAGAAGUUCAGAGAGUUAUGGAGGAGUGAGAUUGUGGAUGGCCUUAAAUGUGUGAAGCAGAAUUUUGUAAUCCUUUACUGGAGAGCUUUACUGGUAACCAGAGGAACAGGUGUGAUGGGACUGAUAGAUGGGGUUCUAGUGAUGAUACAAGCAUCGGGGCAGCAGCGAUCUGGAUUAGUUGAAGCUAAUGAAUGGACUUGUGGGGGAAACCAAUAAGAAGGGAGUUGCAGUAAUCCAAGUGGGAUGUAACCAGGGUAUGGACCAGGAUGGCGGUUGGGGGUGAGGGACGAACGGAGGUGAUUGAUGUUUCAAAGAUGGAAGUAGACUGAUCACGUAAUGUAAUUAAUGUGGCUUUGGAAUGUCUGAGUGCUGUCAAGGAUGACACCUCGACUCUUGACCUGAGGUAGGGGAGGGAGGGACAGAGGAGUUGUCAAUGGGAAUGGUAAGGAUGAGAUUGUUACUGACUGUGCCAAUAAGGUAAACCUCAGUUUAACCGCUAUUCAGUUUGACAAAGUUGGAUGUGAACAAGGAUUUGAUUUCCUGUAAACAGUUACAGAGGGAGGAAGGCAGGAAGGUGGAGGUGGGUUUGGUGGGGAGCUGGGUGUUGUCUGCAUAACAAUGAAAAUUAAUGUAGAACUUGCAGAAAAUGUGACCAAGAAAGUAAAUAAUGAACAGGACGGGGUUGAGGACUGAGCCUUGGGGAACACCAGAGGAGAGGGGAAAUGGUUGGAAUUUGAUAGUUUUCAACUGGAUGAAUGGAGUAUGGCCAGGGAGAUAAGAUGUUAACCAGUCCAGUGGUGUGUCUGAUAUACCAACUGAUGCUAGUCUAGGAACUUAUUUUACCCACUAAUCCUCUCUGUUUCUUGUGUCUUCAGAAAUGUUGAUGAGAGCCCGUUUCGUAAGAGGACGCUUUCACUACAAUCUGGGUUCAAGUUCCUGCUCCUGUUUUGUAUCCUGCUCUUCAUAGUGAGUUUCACCCUGUCUGACACCUGUCUGUCAUUGUGGGACAGCUCCAAACUGAACUUCCACAAGUUGCUCAAUCAGACCAGCCAGUUAUAUCUUCUCCAUCCUAUCCUCAGAGUUAGACCCAAACUAAUCCUUGAAACAACUACAGUGUCAACUACUACAGCACCGACUACAGCACCACCAGGGAUUCAGUACCACCUUGCCUAUCCACGCAACUACCACUUUAUCAUGGAUAACCCAGAGGUGUGCAAGUACCAGACCCCUUUCCUGGUUUUGAUGGUUCCUGUGGAGCCAAAUAACAUAGCUGCUCGAGAUGCCAUCAGGCAGACGUGGGGCAAAGAGAAGGAGGUUCAAGGUCAGGUGGUACUUACCCUGUUCAUGUUGGGAUCUUCUGGAGGAGCCAAUGUGGAGCAGCAGGAGAAGCUCAAACAGGAGAAUGAGAAGCACCAUGAUCUGAUCCAGAGUGACUUCAGGGACACUUACAGGAACCUGACCAUCAAAAGUAUGGUGAUCAUGGACUGGUUGGCCACACACUGCCCUACAGCAGCCUUCGGCAUGAAGAUAGAUUCAGAUAUGUUCCUUAAUAUUGAUAAUCUAGUGAUCAUGCUACUAGAGCCAAGUGUUCCUAAGCUGAACUAUCUAACAGGGCAUCUGAUGUGGAACCGACCAGUUAUUCGCUCAGAGGAUUCCAGAUGGUAUGUCCCUGAGGAGUUGUACCCAGAACCAAAGUACCCAACCUACGCUCUAGGCAUGGGAUAUGUCUUCUCUAAUGACCUCCCAGAGAAGUUUGUGGAGGCGUCAAAGUCAAUUAAAUACUUUAACAUAGAGGAUGCUUACAUAGGGGUGUGCAUGAAAAAAAUGGGACUUAAACCUUCAUCGCCGCCAAAACCCUCUCAAUUCAGGACCUACAACUUCAAAUAUGACCGUUGCACAUUCUCUAAGGUCAUAACAUACAUUCUUGGGUCCCCACAGCAACUGAUAAACUUCUGGACGGACUUGAAGAGACCAGAACCUCCGUGUUAG